GGUCAUAAAAUCACGACAAGAUGUCGUUGAUCAUUCCGGAGAAAUUCCAGCACAUUCAUCGUGUGAUGAACACCAACAUCGAUGGUAACCGCAAGGUUCCAUACGCCUUGACCGCCAUCAAGGGAGUUGGUCGUCGUUUCGCCUUCGUCUGCUGCCGCAAAGCUGACGUUGAUGUCAACAAGCGCGCCGGAGAGCUCACUGAGGAGGACUUCGACAAGAUUGUCACCAUCAUGCAAAACCCAUCUCAAUACAAAAUCCCAAAUUGGUUCCUUAACAGACAAAAGGACAUCAAGGACGGAAAGACUGGACAGCUCCUCUCCACCGCCGUCGACAACAAGCUCCGUGAGGAUCUUGAGCGCAUGAAGAAGAUCCGUCUCCACAGAGGACUCAGACAUUACUGGGGACUUCGCGUCAGAGGACAGCACACCAAGACCACCGGACGCAAGGGACGCACCGUCGGAGUGUCCAAGAAGAAGGGAGGAUAAGUCUGAUUGUUUACGGGAUGUUAUGUUAUUUUUUGUUGCUAGUAUCCCGAAAAUAAAUGUUACUUUCAAAAAUAAUUUCUUUAUUUGUCAAACAAUACAAGUUUUAAACCAUU
Caenorhabditis elegans is the source of this 598-nucleotide messenger RNA. It is a transcript of the gene rps-18, whose product is annotated as Small ribosomal subunit protein uS13. Gene Ontology annotation, cellular component: cytoplasm; ribosome. Gene Ontology annotation, molecular function: nucleic acid binding; structural constituent of ribosome; RNA binding. The record is from RefSeq and is marked reviewed. Gene Ontology annotation, biological process: translation. Lineage: Eukaryota; Metazoa; Nematoda; Chromadorea; Rhabditida; Rhabditidae.